CCGGGAUGGGUCGGAUGGCCGCCGCUGUCGCUGCCCGGAGGAAAGCCGAGGGGGAUACCUUGAAAUACUUCGUCGAGGAUCCCGGUACCGGGACGAUUUACAAGCGGGGACAGCUUUUGGGACAGGGAGCAUUUGGACAAUGCUACACGUUUACCGACACUUCCGCCAACAGAGUCUAUGCCGUGAAGGUGGUCUCUCAACAGCGAGUCUCAAGGCUGGGCAACCGAGGAAGGGUUCUAAGUGAGAUUGAACUGCAUAGCCAGCUUCAGCACAGGAACAUUGUGGGUUUUCACCGACAUUUUGCUGACCAGGAGAACAUCUACAUGGUGCUCGAAUACUGUAGCAGGAAGUCCUUGGCCCACAUCCUGAAGGUCCGGGGGACGCUCACAGAGCCAGAGGUGCGAUUCUACCUGAAGCAAAUGAUUAGUGGCCUGCAGUACCUCCACCAGCAGGGCAUCAUCCACCGUGACCUCAAACUGAGUAACAUCUUCAUCACAAAGAGCAUGCAGGUGAAAAUUGGGGACCUGGGGCUGGCCACACAAGAACAGCAAGCCUGCCGGAGGAGAGGGGUGGUCUGUGGGACCCCCAAUUAUCUGGCCCCUGAAGUCAUUGCUAAGAGGGGGCACUCCUUCAAAUCAGACAUAUGGGCAUUAGGCUGCAUAAUGUAUACGGUCCUCGCCGGCUUCACCCCCUUUGAGAUCACGUGCAAGCAGGAGCUGUAUGAGAGGAUCCAAGAGGGCCACUACCCCCUUCCUGGCCACCUCUCCCUGGCCGCCCACAGUCUGAUUGGGAAGCUGCUGGCCCCUGACCCGUCUGCCCGCCCCAGCCUGGAGGAGGUGCUCCAGCAUCCCUUUUUCACCCAGCACUUCACCCCUGCCAGGCUCUCCUCUCGCACUUGCCGUUCUGCCCCCGUUUUCCUUUUUGCGAACCCGCUUCAAAAAUUCUUCCAGAAAAUGGCCGUGUUCCUUUUCCGGGGCUCCCCUUGCCAGGACCCCCAAACUGUGAGUCCUGCACCCCAAGAACAGGAGGAGCCAUCACAGCCACAAGGGGUGAGACUUGUUGCGCCUCCCUGUUUGGUGCUCUCCUCUGUGAUCCAUGUGGGGAACAGUCAGUGGCCUUAA
This is a messenger RNA of Candoia aspera, 1121 nucleotides long. Its product is annotated as inactive serine/threonine-protein kinase PLK5-like. The coding region runs from base 6 to 1121 and encodes 371 amino acids. Lineage: Eukaryota; Metazoa; Chordata; Lepidosauria; Squamata; Candoiidae. Gene Ontology annotation, biological process: protein phosphorylation; DNA damage response; Golgi disassembly. Gene Ontology annotation, molecular function: protein kinase activity; ATP binding. The record is from RefSeq and is a predicted model, not a curated record. The transcript has 10 exons. Gene Ontology annotation, cellular component: kinetochore; spindle pole; cytoplasm.